GGCAUCUAGACUCUGGACCCUUGGACCAGUAUAUAGCGCCUCGAGGUGCCCGAGCUGUGUGGGCAUGUAUGCAUUAUCCUGCAGGAGAGUAUAGCCCUCCUUGCACUCAAGCUAACACUACCAACAUCGCAUUUUCCUCUGAGCCGUCUGCUGCAGUUCGAGUUGGUGGAGUAAAUUUUCCAUCAUGAAUUUCAAGAGACAUGCAGAAGAGUCCCAAAGCAAACUUGUGUCAGGCAACGUGGCUUUUCAUGCGGAUGAUGAUGAGAUUCAGGAUAUUGUCAUAUUUGGAACGACGGGCUCAGGAAAGAGCUCCCUUAUCAACAUGCUCUUAGAAAGCGAAGAAGCGCCCGCGUCAAACGAUGCAAUAGGCUGCACAGCGACGAACAACGGUUACCUUUUCUCAAUCGACGAGAGGAAAUAUAGAAUAUGGGAUACUCCCGGCCUUAACGAAGGCUCCGAGGGACUUGUCCCUACGAAAGUGGCUCUCAGAAAUUUGAAGUCUUUCGUCAAAGAACUCGUGCGCGACAAACAUCGUGUUCCUCUCUUCAUCCUUUGCAUCGAAGGAUCACUGGAUGUGAAGGCCCAACUGCGUCAUUACAAUAGUGUCAAAUCUACCAUCGGUGCUGCCCCCUUUGCCAUCGUAGUCACGGGUAUGGACAGGUGCUCGUCAAGGCCUUGGAGCGAGUGGUGGGGCGAGCAUUGGGAGGUUUUGCAAUCCUUCGGUGUGGCUAGCGUAAACCAUGCAUGCAUUUGCACAUUGCUGGAUGGUGAUGAGCUGGCUGGUUCUCGGGAUGAGCUCAUCGAGCUCAUUAGGAGAGCUACCCUCCGUCGAUCUUCCAAAUUUAUGCCUGCGAGAAUCCGAGUCCAGCGCAAUAAUGAAGAAAUUCAUGGACGCCGCGACACAGACCCGCUUGUCCCAAAAAGGCAACCCGGCUCGAGUCUCAACGAAGCAGGGUCUGAAGAGGCAUUCUUCGACUGGAAGGGGCUUUUGAUCUGGAAACGACCAUGGACAUGGCGCAGAAUAGUAACUUGCGUUUGCCUUGUCGCCACCAUCGUCCUGGUUUCCCUUUUUGUGGUCUUCCAUGAUCGGAUAGUGCACGCUUUACAGCCUGCAGUGGAGAAGAUUCAUGACUUGAAAUUCGGAUGGCUCAUCCCAAUUGCGAUAUUCUUUGUAAUAUCAUUCCCUCCAUUGUUUGGCCACGAGAUAUUGGCCGUCCUCUGCGGGCUUGUUUGGGGCGCUAUGAUUGGUUUUGCCAUCACCGCAACUGGCACUUUCAUAGGUGAAGUCGCCAACUUCUACACUUUCAAACAUUUCUGCCAAGCUCGCGGAGAUAAGUUGCAAAAAGACAGUGUCAUGUAUGCCGCCCUGUGCAAGGUGAUCCGUGAACGCGGUUUCAAAGUCGCGUUGGUUGCGCGUUACAGUGCUAUUCCAGGGCACCUGACGACAGCCAUAUUCUCAGUGUGUGGAAUGGGGAUAUCUACAUUCAUGCUGGCGGCUGUGCUCUCUCUUCCGAAACAAUUCAUUACUGUUUACAUUGGUGCGAUGCUUGAGAGUGACCCAAACUCAUCUACCGGUUCCACUAGGAAGAUUAUUGCUGAUGUAGUUGGUGUCAUCACACUUCUGGUGACUGUUGCUGCAAUGUGGUAUAUCAACGAGGCAGUAAGCAAAGUGAAGCCACAAGUCAUACAGGAGCGUCAAAAGUCCCGCUAUCAUGAUGUCAUUGCAGACGAUGCCUCGCGAGGGGAUUCCUCCGCCUUCGACGAUAUGUCCGACGAUGUUCGUGACGACAUGUCGCCGUGUGAGGCCCUCAAUAAUGAAAGACAUUCUGAAGAUACACGCGGUCAUGUGGGCUCCAUGCCACUGACCCGUACCCCUACGCUUCCAUGCAUGCCAGAUACCCUGGAAGGUCAACACUAUAGGUUCAACGCCUUCUCUGAUGAUCCGUUCUACGGCCUCUCCACGUCGCGAUUGGUCCCGAGACCAUGAUGACAUCAUGUGCUACGCGGGGUUCGUCUGUCUUCUGUGGCUCGGAUGGAGGGUCCUCCGCAAUAGCACCACUGCACAAUCGAUUAAGC
Molecule: messenger RNA, 2076 nt
Organism: Suillus plorans
Lineage: Eukaryota; Fungi; Basidiomycota; Agaricomycetes; Boletales; Suillaceae
Exons: 9
Coding region: 185-1987 (600 amino acids)
Molecular function (GO): GTP binding
Source: RefSeq, a predicted model, not a curated record